AAAACUAAUACAUAAACCAACACAUUUACAUCUAAAUUUACCUACGUAGGUUGAAUAACAACAUUUAGAGGAAAACAAUAAUAAAAAAUGCAUUAUUUAGUUGUUACAUGAUUAGUCUCCUGUUUUAAAGUUGAUUGUUUGUGAUCUUCAUCCUGCCUGCAAGAUGCCUGGCAACCAAACAGGGGUAAAUUAUGCUCUUGUGGCAAAUGAAAGAAAACAUUGAGACACUCUUCAUACAUUUAGUCUCACAUGAUACUUUUGGUCCAGCACUAAAGGAACUAAGUGUAAUACCACUGUUAUGGGUCUUUCGACACUUGUAAUGCUUUAUGCAACUUUUUAUUUAGAUCCCAUGUGCAUCCUAAAGCAACACUUCCUGCUAUUGUCUGUCAGACCCAAGCAGCUACACAAUCUGUCCCCCUCUCUCUCUCGAACACACACAUGCACGCAGACACACAUCCCCCCUCCCCUUUACCACCCCCGGAGGUUCUGGUGCUGGGGCAGCACUGACAAAAAGUUACAGUGGGGUGAUAGGGCAGAGCAACCGUUGCUCCUCUGAAAAAGAGAUUGAGAUAUAGACCGUGUAAGUAAGAAAACAGAGAGAGAGAGAGAGAGAGGGAGAGGGAGGAAGAGAGGUAGACCGAGAGAGAGAGGGAGAGUAAUGCUCACAUGAGAGGAAGUGCAAGACAGAGAAGUCAGAGCGAGAGCCCGUUGUGUCAAACAGUUGACUGUGACUCUCUCUGUGUCAGAGCGCAGCAGCCGGGGCUCCAGCACUGCAGCACCACUCCCCUGUCAGAGCAGGAUCUAUCCGUCUUCUCCCGGAGCCUCCCAGCCUGUCCGCCUGCUGCCUCUGGGAUUGACUGGACCGCCGUGGGACCGCUCACUGGAUGUCAGCACCCAAAACUGCGGCGCGUGCUGACGACAGGAACCACACCGAGGACAAAAGUGGAGGACUCCACGAUGCGCAGGACAGACCGGAGACCUGCUAUCCGCCCUCUCCUCACCCUGACCCCGUGUCUCUGCUUGUAAACCCCCUGUCAGUCCCGCGGCCGCCGUUUCAACCUGGAAAUGCGUCGCUUCUGAACUUCACCUCCUCCAGUGGAUGUGAUCAUCAGCAGUCAGCUUUCAUUAUCCAUUUGUGGGGAGCAGCCCAUGGACCUGAGGGUGACCCAGAGGUUGUUACAUCCAGGCCCAGAUUCGGCCAUGCUGACCCCCCGCCCUCCCUUCUUCCUGGGACCUCUAACCGCUCAGCACUGCUCCCAGUUUUCCCAGCAGCAUUUGCAGUAUAACAUUGAACAGAGGCAAAGAGAGAUGGAGGAGGAGAAAAGAGAGGAGCUACAGCAUCUGAUACGAAAGAAUAAGAAUGAGCAGAGUGCUGUUUCCAGUCCCCUGGUAAGGCAGAAACUUCGGGAACAUAUAAUUAUGAAGAGCCAACCCACCCAUGACAGGGUUACUCCCAACCACACCAGCCCGACACUGGGAUACAGGCUGUCUCCAAAGCCUGAGCCGACGCCCUGCGACCAGCGUAAGGACCUCCCCCUGCGCAGAACAGUCUCCGAGCCCACUCUGAAGUGGAAGUUAAAGAAGCUCAUCAAUAUGAGGCCAAACCCGCUGCAGAGAAAGAUCAGUGCCCCUCCUGCCGUCAAGCACAGGACAGAAACUCUGGACUCGUCCCCCAGCAGCGGCAGCACCCCAGCUUCAGGAUGCAGCUCACCCAACGACAGCCUCCAUUCGGAUAAUGGUGCCCUUCCACUGUCUCAUGAGGCCCAGAGGUUGCUGCUGAAGGAUGGAAGAUUGGCUCAUUUCACUUUAUCUCCUAACUCUGCUGUCAUGCCAAACAUCACUGCUGGACAUCCUGCACAUGCUAAACUACAAGUAGCCAAGCCCUUGGCAUUGUCUGCUAUGCAUCAAGUCUACUUGCCACUGGAAGGAAACGGUGCAGCCUUGGCCCAACACCUACAGCCUGUUCUCAUACUGGACCCACACACUAGACUGGUGCACACCCAGUUUCUCUCUUUUCAUGGUUUGAGUGCCAUUCCUCUGCAGCAGCACCCUCACCCACCUUCCCCCUCCAGAAGAGAAAGAAGCGAAGGCGAAGUCAACUUGCUGUCGCACCGGCCCGUGGAGCGAACCCGCUCAGAGCCGCCUCCCUACAGCCACUCGCCCUUUACUCUGCAUGCCAGUCAGCACCCACAUGCUCAGCACCAGCUGCUUCAGCAGUACCACAAGAGUGGGCUGGAGAGAUUCAAGCAGAACGCACACCUGAACCUGAGCAAGGCAACGGGCCAGUCUAUGGAGAAGCCACGUCUGACUCAGAUCCCAUCAGAGGACAUGGACCUGGAAGAGACUGGGUCAGGAACAGGUUCGAGACCAGGCUCUGUGUCCUCGGAACAGGAAUCUAUGUGUGAUGACGGCUACCGCAGGAGACAGAGCACCACAAGCACAGACUCUGUUUGUGGCACAGAGUCCACAACCUCAUCACGGGAGAGCCUGAUCGAACCCACACAUCCCCUCAGUCAGCGGCAGGUGAUCCUCAGACAAGGUUCCCAUAUGGACUCCCUGAGUUUGCCUUCCCCAAUAUGGCCUCACCAGCCUCUGGUUCGGACCCGGUCCUCUCCGGCCUCCACCUCCCUGCCUCCUCCAGCCGCCACCAUACCUUCUCUGUCACUAUCCAGCCCUGCUGCAGACGUCCAGCUACGUUUCACCACAGGUCUAGUUUAUGACUCUCAGAUGCAGAAGCACCAGUGUACCUGUGGGGACAACAGCCGCCACCCUGAGCAUGCUGGAAGGGUCCAGAGCAUCUGGUCCAGACUGCAUGAAAGAGGCCUCAGGAACCAGUGUGAGUCUAUUCGCAGUAGGAAGGCCACUCUUGAAGAGCUGCAGUCAGUCCAUUCAGAGAAACAUGUACUUCUGUUCGGAACCAACCCUCUCAACCGCCUCAAGCUGGACAGCCGCAAACUGGCUGGAAUUCUAUCUCAACGGAUAUUUGUGAUGUUACCAUGUGGAGGAGUUGGAGUAGAUGUUGAUACAGUCUGGAACGAGCUUCACACAUCAGCAGCUUCUCGCAUUGCUGCAGGAUGUGUCACAGACCUGGCACUCAAAGUAGCACAGGGAGAGCUGAAGAAUGGCUUUGCAGUGGUGAGGCCUCCUGGGCACCACGCAACAAAGUCCUCUCCUCAGGGCUUCUGUUUCUUCAACUCUGUGGCCAUUGCUGCCAAACAGCUCCAACACAAACUCAACGUCAGCAAGAUCCUCAUCGUGGACUGGGACGUUCACCAUGGCAACGGCACCCAGGAGGCUUUCUAUAGCGACCCCAGCGUGCUGUACAUCUCUCUACAUCGCUACGACGAUGGCAACUUCUUUCCUGGUAGUGGACAUCCCAGUGAGGUGGGUGAAGGUCCAGGUGAAGGCUUCAAUGUGAAUGUAGGAUGGACAGGAGGACUGAACCCUCCCAUGGGAGAUGCUGAGUACCUGGCUGCAUUCAGAGCUGUGGUGAUGCCCAUCGCCCACGAGUUUUCCCCUGAUGUGGUGCUGGUGUCGUCUGGGUUCGACGCUGUGGAGGGACACUCGCCGUCACUGGGAGGAUACAAGGUCACAGCCAAGUGUUUUGGCUUCCUCACCCGUCAGCUCAUGUCAUUGGCCGGGGGUCGGGUGGUGCUGGCUCUGGAGGGGGGACAUGACCUCAAAGCCAUCUGUGACGCCUCUGAAGCCUGCGUCAGCGCCUUGUUGGGCAUGGAGGUGGAGCCACUGUCCCAGUCAGUGUUGGACCAGAAGCCCUGUGAAAACGCCAUCCAAUCACUGCAGAGAGUCAUCCAGGUUCAGGGUGAGUACUGGCACAGUCUGAAGGACUCGGCCACCACAGUGGGUCUGUCCUACCUGCAGGCCCAGAGACGACGGCUGAGGCGAGACUCGGACAGCGAGGCCGUCAGCGCCAUCGCCUCGCUGUCGAUGGGAGCCCUCAUGUCUGACAGGAAUCAGUCAGAAAACUGACCUGGAGGGGGGGAUCUCUCUGAAGAAACAGUCUCUUGACAGCUGCCUUCAACCAUGUCUGAAUGGACACACACACACACACACACACACACAAACACACACACACACACACACACACACACACACACACACACACACGCACACACAGUUAUGCAUUUGGACCAUCAGUGGAACCAGAUGUCCUCCUCAGUUCAACCACUAUAUUCUUCGCCUCACAAAAACUCCUCCACCUGCAGGACGUCUGGCUCCAGUCUGACAACUCUGGAUCAAACACACACACUGAGCAACAACUGACCUGGACACCUGGACAACGUUCAUAUUCUCGUGACGCCUCCGCCGGCUCUUCCCGAGGCAGACGUCACACACUGAACUUAGAGUAAACUGAAAACGAAGACACCCAGAGGCAGAUUAAUGAAGGAAGUUCAGUCUUGUAGCUUUUGGAGCCAGCAACACGGAACACUCAGCUCUGUGACUAAAAACAUUCCCCUCAUUAACGAUUCCCUGAAGACCUGCGAGUGACCACUCAAAACUCUUGUAACCUUGAAGCCGGGGUCAAAGGUCACCUCGGCUUACCGAAUCACCCUGAGCGGAAAGAGUGGUCCCCGCAUGACGUGCCUGUGAAGGAGAGCAGACGCGUCCCUCUGCACUUACAAUGCGUCCCACUAUGAUGAUGUCACGUGUCUGCAUCUGACAAAGAUCCAAUGAAGGAAAAGAUCUUCUCUGAUCGUUUUGCACUGUACCGCUGUGUAAUGUGAACUGGACAAGGUGGAGGAGACGGACGAUGACAAUCAAGUGUCUCCCGUGCUCAUAUUUUAAAUAUUCAUUCAUUUGACCUAUGCCACAUAUCUCUGUGAAUGUCAGUAAUCCAGAGUGAAGCUACAGUCUGAGACACAUAUGUUUCAUAUUGUUUUGUAUGUCCACAUAUUUUCUUUAAUCUUUUUUUUUUCUCUCUUUCUUUUCCUCUCUAAGUCCGUCAGGCGAGCAUAUGCAGCCAAACUCCAGGUGGCUGCAGUCUUUGUUAUUAUCACUCGCGGACACAUAGAAGAAGACACGUCAGAGGUGCAUCUUAAAUGUACGGACAUACUGUAGUGUGUAUCGGGGGCAUUAGUCACAAUGAAGAGCUAAGGCCUAUCGCCACUGGAGUGUCAGUAAUUUAUCGCUCUAACACAGACGCAGUCGCACGACAGCGGAGACAGAGACCACUCAGAAAUGAUUACACAUGUGACGACGCAGAUCACAUAGGAUCACACGGUCGAUGAGAUACACAAUCAAAGCCACAUGGACUUCACAUCAAUCUCACACACACAAAGUGCACUUAUCUUACCCUCAGGAUGGGAGGGUCAGAACAACUUUUGUCUUAACCUCUGAACUUUGAUGACGUGUGUUACAUUACGUGUGUUACGUUACGUGUGCUACGUUACAUGGACCAGUGUUCUACCUGUGGAUGAGCAUUCCUACUGUAUUUUGUAGAAUUCAUUUACGCUUUUAUUUCAAUUUUUUUUUUACAUUUUUUAGCUGAACUUUGUUUUCUAGCAGCGCCGCUCUGUUUAUUGUCAGCGUCAGGGUUGUUUUUUAUCCCCGGACCAAACAAGGACACUGCAGCAGUUAGGACAGAGCAGUAAUACUGAGAUAGCUGAAUAUCCACACUGUGCAAUUGGACACAGGUUAAGCGCAACCAAAGUUUAUGAGAACAAUGUGCCGUCCCUGGACUGGCACAGCUUAAAGAACUUCAAAGUCUUUGAAGAGUUUGUGAAUGUUUCUUUUUCUAUCCAAACAGUUGAACAGCACCGAAAGCACAGGACGGACGUAUAAACAAAUGUUCCCAAAAGCAAAAACCGACACGCCUUCUAUUUAUACAUUCAGAUUCUGCCUUUGAAGUGCUCUUUGCAUGUCUAACACAAUUGUGACGGUGCUAUAGGUUAUUUUGCUAAUACCGUAUGUUUGCUCUUUCUCUUUUCUUUCCCCAUGUUGCGCUGUGACCGCAGCUCAGAACCUCUCAGAUCUUCGUUCAUCUGAUGUGAAAAUGACGCUUUACAAAGCUUUACGAGAACAUUCACGAUAAGGACCUAACGUAGCUCAUGUCUUCUCUUUUGUCUUAAAUUACUUAUUUUUGUAUUUGAUCUUAAAAAUGACCCCCAGCCGCACCAGGAGACCAAAUUAUCAGCCCGUGUGCCUCGAGGAACCACGCUGACCAGUCCGUGAGGAGGUCGCUUCAGCAAACUGGAUCUUAAUUCAAAGUGCACGUCGAGUCCAGUUCGAUCAGAGCUGACUGUCUGAUUUUCUGUACAGUGUAUAUAAUGACUUUAUUUUGGUUUCUAUGUCUGACUUUUGUCUUUUCUACUAUUUUUGUUUCCAAAAAAGUCCUUAAUAAAGGUAAAUUAUAUAGA
Pleuronectes platessa (European plaice) is the source of this 6374-nucleotide messenger RNA. Its product is annotated as histone deacetylase 7. The record is from RefSeq and is a predicted model, not a curated record. Bases 1150 to 3987 code for a protein of 945 amino acids. Gene Ontology annotation, biological process: chromatin organization; negative regulation of transcription by RNA polymerase II. Gene Ontology annotation, cellular component: histone deacetylase complex. Lineage: Eukaryota; Metazoa; Chordata; Actinopteri; Pleuronectiformes; Pleuronectidae. Gene Ontology annotation, molecular function: histone deacetylase activity. The transcript is spliced from 26 exons.